Messenger RNA from Mizuhopecten yessoensis (Yesso scallop), 1581 nucleotides. RefSeq lists its product as uncharacterized. The transcript has a single exon. Lineage: Eukaryota; Metazoa; Mollusca; Bivalvia; Pectinida; Pectinidae. Bases 1 to 1581 code for a protein of 526 amino acids. The record is from RefSeq and is a predicted model, not a curated record.
AUGAUAGACGAUCAGAGCAAUAAAUCCCUUGCUGUUUCAGACUUCUUCAGCGCCUUUGGGGACAACAGUAAGGACGUUGAGUAUAUUUUGUCGUCCUGUGCGGGUAAGUUUGUGACUGCCGGACGUAGAGCGACAGGGUACGUAGUAGAGUCAUUGGAUAGAACUCGUGCGUUGAAUCUACCCGAAAUUAUUGAGUGCAAUGACAUUCCGAACAAUCGUAGUGAGAUACCUUCGCCUGUAGUUGCGUCUACUUACCCCCACUUACAGGAUGUUGCUUCACACAUACCUGAAGUUGACCAGCAAGCUAAUAUUGAACUUUUGAUCGGCAGAGACCUAAUAGAAGCCCAUCAUGUUUUGGACCAUCGAAUUGGUACAAAUGGUCUACCAUACGCUCAACGCUUGCCUCUUGGAUGGGUCAUCAUUGGCGAGGUGUGCCUUGGAAAGGUGCAUACGGCUGAGGUAGUCAAUGUAAAUAAAACCAAUGUGCUCAACAGUGGACGUCCUACACUUUUUGAACUCUGCGACAGUGACAUUACUGUAAAGUGCGAUUCAGUUUUUAAGAAAACCAGCGGAGAUGAAAAGCCAGGUUUGUCGAUUGAAGAUCAGGUCUUCUUCAAUAUCAUGGAUGUUGGCUUUGCGAAAACGGAUACUGGUCAAUGGACAGCCCCUUUGCCAUUUCGUGAGAAAAGUCCAGUACUGCCAAACAACAAGCCGUUUGCUCUCAGUCGAGCAAAGUCCUUUGAUGCCAGCCUUCAGCUGAACCCUGUUAAACGUAACCACGCUGUGGAAUUUAUGGAGAAUCUUUUCAAAAACGGACAUGCUGAACUUGCCCCAGAAAUACCAACCUCAAACGAAAGAUGGUAUUUGCCACUAUUCGGUGUUUAUCACCCUAUGAAGCCAGACAAAAUCCGGAUGGUAUUUGACUCAUCUGCCAAAUAUCAAGAUGUGUCACUCAAUGACGUCUUGCUCAAGGGUCCUGAUCUUUGCAGUAGCUUACUUGGGAUUCUUCUGCGAUUUCGUAGAGAGGCAGUCGCAGUGACGAUGGACGUAGAACAGAUGUUCUACAAUUUCAAGGUUCCAGAGAACCAAAUGGACUUCUUACGGUUCUUGUGGCAUAUGGACAAUAACCCAGAGCAGCCUUUAGUCGAUUAUCGGAUGACCGUACACGUCUUCGGUAAUCGCCCGUCUCCGGCCGUAGCGACAUACGGCAUGCGCAGGUCUGUGGAAGGUGCCGAUCCAGCAGUAAAGGAUCUGGUAAACAACAACUUUUACGUUGACGAUGGACUUCUCUCCUGUGCUGAUGAGGAGGAAGCCAUACAAGUGGUUCAUAAGGCAAAGCAAGCACUACAUGACGGUGGCAACCUACGGCUGCACAAGUUCACUUCAAAUAGCAGGAAGGUUCUGGAUUCCUUUGAUCCGAAUGAUCUUGCCAAAGACUUAAAGGAUCUGGAUCUCGGAGUAGAAUCUCUUCCGAUACAGAGAAGUUUGGGUUUACUUUGGGACACCGAGAAAGACGAUUUUACGUUCAAAGUGUCAAAGUGCCAAACCGUAUACAAAGAGGGGUGUUCUAUCUACAAUUAA